CCCCGCCCCCCGAAGCAGUUCCGGUUCGGCUGGCCGCUGCUGGCGGCGCAGCGCCUACGGGGUCGGAGCGAUGCCCGCGCGUAGCCGAGCUGGCUCCCGCCUGCGCUCCGGCUCCCCUCCCCGGACUCUGCGUCUGCCUCUCGAGGCGCAGCUCUCCGCCAACGCGCCGAGGACUCCGGACUCCGACGGCGCCCCGGACGCCGGCUCCGAGCUGGGUCCGGGCAGCUCGGCUCCCACCGCGGAGGCGGUGGAGAAAGAAAUGGCAGGCCCCAGUCAACUCUGCAUUCGCCGCUGGACUACCAAGCAUGUCGCAGUGUGGCUGAAGGGUGAAGGCUUCUUGGAAUAUGUGGACGUUUUAUGCAACAAACACCGGCUUGAUGGAAUCACAUUGCUCACACUGACUGAAUAUGAUCUUCGCUCUCCUCCUCUGGAAAUCAAAGUCCUAGGAGACAUUAAAAGGUUAAUGCUCUCAGUCAGAAAAUUGCAGAAAAUCCAUACUGAUGUUUUGGAGGAGAUGGGCUACAACAGUGACAGUCCUAUGAGUCCCAUGACUCCAUUCAUCAGUGCUCUUCAGAGUGCAGACUGGCUCUGUAAUGGAGAACCCACACACGACUGUGACGGACCCAUCACUGACUUGAAUUCUGAUCAGUACCAAUACAUGAAUGGCAAAAACAAACAUUCUGUUCGAAGAUUGGACCCAGAGUACUGGAAGACCAUACUGAGUUGCAUAUAUGUUUUUAUAGUAUUCGGGUUUACAUCUUUCAUUAUGGUCAUUGUUCAUGAGCGAGUGCCUGACAUGCAGACCUAUCCACCACUCCCAGAUAUAUUCUUAGACAGUGUUCCCAGGAUCCCGUGGGCCUUCUCCAUGACCGAAGUGUGUGGUGUGAUUCUGUGCUACAUUUGGAUCCUAGUUCUUCUUCUUCACAAGCACAGGUCAAUCCUUCUGCGAAGGCUCUGUAGUCUGAUGGGCACUGUAUUCUUGCUUCGCUGCUUUACCAUGUUUGUGACCUCCCUCUCCGUGCCAGGACAGCAUCUGCAGUGUACUGGAAAGAUAUAUGGAAGUGUGUGGGAGAAACUACACCGGGCGUUUGCCAUUUGGAGUGGCUUUGGUAUGACCCUGACUGGUGUUCACACUUGCGGAGAUUACAUGUUCAGUGGCCACACAGUUGUUCUAACCAUGCUGAAUUUCUUUGUCACAGAGUAUACACCAAGAAGCUGGAAUUUCUUGCACACUCUCUCCUGGGUUCUCAACCUCUUUGGAAUCUUCUUCAUCUUGGCUGCCCAUGAACAUUAUUCCAUUGAUGUGUUUAUUGCCUUUUAUAUCACAACAAGACUCUUUUUGUACUACCAUACUCUAGCUAAUACCAGAGCAUAUCAUCAGAGUAGGAGAGCGAGAAUUUGGUUUCCUAUGUUUUCUUUCUUUGAAUGCAAUGUUAAUGGCACAGUACCUAAUGAAUAUUGUUGGCCAUUUUCUAAACCAGCAAUAAUGAAAAGACUAAUUGGAUGAAGACUGUAUCUUUGUAAUGAGUUUGUUGUUAAAUAUACAGUAGUUAUGGAAUGAAAAUGAAUAACUUUGCUUUGUCCCCAGGUUGUUCUGGAUAUGUUGCAUUUUGGCUUAUAUGUUGACAGGUUUCCUGUUCUGAGCAAGGCUGUGACUAUAAAACUCAAGAAAGAGCAACCAAGGCUCCCUACCUCUCUGGUUGAACAGAGAGCUCAAGGAGAGAUUUUCUGCCCUUCCUUCACUGUAGGAAGACCCAGUGUGUAGGUGAUGUCAGGCCAUUACAUGUGCAUGUUAAGUGUUUGCUUACUGAACUCAAGCACAACUGCUUAGACUGGUUGAUUAAUUUCCAGUAGGACUCAAGUCAAGAAAUAUUUUUUUGAAGCUGUUAUCCUCCCCCUACCAAGUGAGCCAUUCUCACUUGUUCAUUGAACUAACCUGUGUCUGUGUGGAAAGUGAUUGUCUUACUGGUAAACCUUUGAACCAUUUUUAAGAAAAGCCUAUUGAACACAGCAGUUUGCAUGAAACAAGUAGAGAAUGCUAGGGGCCAUGUGUGAGGUGACACAUUCACUGGUCAGGUGUCACUGGCCUUCCCAUUAAUGCAAAUAUGGGGUCAGCAUUUUCACUGUAGUUGCAGUUCCUGUUUUGUUUUGAAGCUUCAGUGUGAAUAACAGUAAGGAUUUGUGAAGGAAAAAGGCUGUGCUCAUAAUAGUAAAGUGGUGUUGUUUGAGUGCUGUAAGUAUUGGAAUAAAUUUGUGUUGUAACAGUUAGUUAGGCAGAUGACAGCCCAAUAUAAUGUGUUUUUUAAUGAUGUGCUUUAGUGAGACAAAUAAGAGCGUUUUACUAGAUGUUAAAGUUCUUAUGUCACUAAAUAAGUAAAUGUGCAUGCGAAGAAUUCUUGUCUUCUAAUGAAAAAGAAAUCUACAGGUUGUAGGCAUAGUGUUAACUCUUUGGGGUGUUUUGGUUUGUUUUCCUAAAAGUUCUCAUUCUUGGCCAUUGAAAGUAAACACCAGACAUACUUGGACACAAAAAAACUUGCUACUUUUUAUUUUAAAAAAAUAAUUGUGUACAUAUAUUUCUAUAGUCUUAAUUUGGCAAUCAAGAACUAAAUAAAUUAGUAGCUGUUUACAUCAGAAAAUUACCAUCAGUAAUUAAUUUCACCUCUCAGAUACCAUUUGUUUAUUUUUUACCUCAGCCUGGUUGUAGAAUUGGAAAUUGAUCUUCAGCUUAAACAAGUAGUUUACUAAUUGUGUAGUUUUUACAUUCCGUUUUAAAAUAUGGACUUUGAAGAGGUGCUGGCAUACUGAGAAUACAGUUUGACCACUGCUGACACUUGGUCCUUCUCUGUUUGGGUGAAAUGCUUAUUAUUGUAGUUGGAAUCAUAGUCCCACCCUCCCUGAAGCUACAGGAGUGAAUUAGGCAGGAAGGGGAGAUUAGGCAAGCAGAUUUCAGCCCAUGCUGUACAACCUGAGUCUGCUGGAAACAUCAUUGAGAAAUGAUGUGAGGCAACUCAAGUUUAUUAUGUCUUUAAAAUCUUAUACUUCAGAAUCUUAUAGUAUUUUAAAGUAUUGAUUCUGUUACAAGCCAGGAUCAAAAACACCAAUAUCUCAUGUAAAGAAAUUACAUAAUCAUGGAGUGAAGGUUUUUUUGUGCUUGCUUGAGUGGUUUAACUUGAAGUCAAAGGCCAUUACUGCCCCUCCUCUUUAACACCCCCACCCCUGACAUAGCAGGACCCAACUUAUCUAGGGGAAGCUAGUAUUGGCUUUUGGGAGACUGUUCCAGAAACAUCUGUAUCAACCUUAGUUUUUAAAUGUUCACUACAUUAAUGGUGAAUGUCUUAACAUCAGGCUUCUCUCCUCCAUGUGGAUUCUAUUAUCGAGCAAAACAGGAAAGUAAAUGCCGCUAGCUUUGUGCAGUAUUGGUGGUGAGUGCCUGGCAGCAGCCUACAGUGUGGAUUGUGAGUGGCCUUGCAGUUACUCCCAUUUGUUUUAAGGAAAAGGUAAGCUGGAUUAUAACCUAUUAGCUAUUAUGAGACAGGGUUUACGUGAGUUAAUCAUCUUCAAGUCUCAAAACUGAGACAAAAUUAUUUUUCAGGUUUUGACUUCACACCUUUCCUCUUGUUGAAAUCUAACUGUAAUGAAGAUAAAAUUUAUGUUUACAUUUUGGGCAUGCUAUGGUUGGAGGGAGAGGCUCCAUGCUUUUUUGAACCUUGUGUUUGAUCCUGCAGUUGUACAAGGCUUUCAUCCUUGACAGCUUAGUACAGAAGGAAAGAAAGGGCUUGAGUUUGGGGAUGCAAAGUAGGGGUUCUGCGGGAAGUCCUGGUUGGAUUGCCUGUGUUCUAGAAACAGUAUUGUUGCCCUCCCUGUGGUGUUCAACCUGGGGCUGUGUGUGUGCCAAGCAAGUGCUCUGCUGUUAAGCUACAUCCUCGGCUCUCUGUGCUUUUAUGGGGCAAGGCAGAAUGUCUUUUUGAAAAGUGGUUAAGAGAGCAAUGAGGUUUUUUUGUUUGUUUGGUUUUUGGUUUUUCAAGACAGGGUUUCUCUCUGGCUUUGAAGCCUGUCUUUGGAACUCACUCUGUAGACCAGGCUGGCCUCGAACUCACAGAGAUCCCCCUGCCUCUGCCUCCCAAGUGCUGGGACUGAAGGCAUGUAUGUACCACCAAUGCUAGACUGAGAGGAACCAGGUUUUAAGGCGGAUUAGCUUGCAGUCAUCACCACAUACUUUGGCAGAAACCCUUUUUGUCUGUGUUGCAAUUCCCAAUGAGGUUAUCCUCCAGUUUUCUCUGAGCAGAAUUGCUAUGAAAAAUACUACUUUUAUAUGCUGGCUCUGCAUGUUAAUAGUCUUCCAACCAAGAAAAACUACUGCCAGGAGCAGUGGUAGCCCUACUCUAGCUGCCUGUGUUGUGACUGAGAAUUCGCAAAAAUCUGUAAUUUAUACGUGGAGAACAGAGGAGUGAAAUCCUUUUAUAGCAGAAAAGAAACAGUCUAUUUUAGGAACAUUUGUACAAAACCUUUUUUGUUGUGUUUGUUUUAUUUUGUUUUUUGAGACAAGGUUUCUCUGUGUAGCCUGGGCCGUCCUGGAAUUCAGUGUGUAGAUCAGGCUAGCCUUGAACUCAGGGAUCUACCUGUCUUUGCCUCCCAUGCUGGUAUUAAAUUCAAAAUCAUAACAUAAACCUGUUUUGUUAUAUUCAGCAAGAAGCAGUUUUAGCACUUAAAGAUUCUAGACCCACAGUGCUUAAGGAUGCUUCUGGCAUUCAUGAUUUAGACUCUGGUUUAAUAUACUUACUGAUUUGGUAGUCUUGUAGACAGGGAGUCCAUAGUGAAAGCAGUGAUGGUCUAGUGAGCUACCUGUCAGCCUUACCAUCUCAGACUUUAGAGACAAGAAAAUUCUUUAGAGUAGUUUACUUGCUUUUCUUCAUACAGUGAAAGCCACCAAAGCAUGUCAGUUUUCAUGACAAUUUUCCAUGACAGUUUGGACAGUUGAUGUUUAUUCAGAAGUGAACUUGGCCUCAGUCGCCCCUAUACCUCCGAAGCUGGGGAUUGUUAGAUCCCUGUAAAGCUCAGACAGCUUCAGCUGACCCAUGGGAAAAGAAGGGAUCUGUUUGUUUCUUCUCAUGGUGAAUAGCUUUACAUGAAUAAAUUAUUGUAGAAGGAGGUGUCGGUUUGCCUGUCAAGUCAGUGGCACUAAUUUCACAAAACUAAUGUGAUAAAUUAUUGUAUCAAGUUCAGCACAAAUAUCUAUGAACUCUGAGCUGUUUCUCCAGCUACAUUAAGUUGUUUUUGAGACACAUUCUACUGUAUGUGAAUCAAAGAACUCUUUAUUCACUGUUUUUCUUGUCUUGGCAUAAGGAAGCUUUGUGCUUUGACAGGAGAGGGAAUAUUAUGGAGUUGUUUUGGUCUUUUGUUUUUCAUUGUUAUUUCACAUCUCUUGUAAUCUGAACUACUGGAUUUUCUGAAGAACUAAACAGCCUGCUAUUAACAUCUUUAAAAUGUUUAACUUUAAUACCUUUUCAUUUGAAGAAUUCAUGGUUGGUAGGACAAUGAAAUGUUUCUGUGAUAUGAACAAAGGAAGUGAAGCUGGUACUCAGUGGAGAAGCAGUAUGCUAGACGAAACCAGGCUUCUUUAGUUUUGAGAUUUCUACCUAAAAGUCUCCCUGUCCACAGAGAAACUAGUGUUACUUGAAGAUAUGAAAAUUCUUGUGGUAGCCAUACCUUGAAGCACAGUGUUGUAUAUAAGUAAAUACCUGGUUCUAAAUUAAAUCCAGAUUUAACUAAUAUAUAUUAUUUUAUAUCUUUGUUGUAUUAAAAUGUUUAAAACACUAAAAAUAAAACAUUUGAAAGUUGA
Phodopus roborovskii (desert hamster) is the source of this 5839-nucleotide messenger RNA. It is a transcript of the gene Samd8, whose product is annotated as sterile alpha motif domain containing 8. The transcript is spliced from 6 exons. Gene Ontology annotation, cellular component: endoplasmic reticulum membrane; Golgi membrane. Gene Ontology annotation, molecular function: protein binding; sphingomyelin synthase activity; ceramide cholinephosphotransferase activity. The coding region runs from base 71 to 1507 and encodes 478 amino acids. Gene Ontology annotation, biological process: ceramide biosynthetic process. Lineage: Eukaryota; Metazoa; Chordata; Mammalia; Rodentia; Cricetidae. The record is from RefSeq and is a predicted model, not a curated record.